AUGGCCGCGUCGCAGGUGGAGCCCUCCGCCUCGAGCUCGGGGCUGGGGCGCCGCAGGAGGACGUGGGCCGAGCUGCUGGCGGGAAGGGUCAAGAGGCAGACGUAUGGCCCUGGAACAGAACAGAAGUUACAGGAAUCCGCUGUGCACCUCCUGAGACGCCAUCUAAACUUGAAUGACCUUUUGCUCGAGGUAGCAGGUGUACCAUGUAAGACGCUGUGUCUCAAUCAAUUGAUUGAUCCCGAGGCCUGUACUAAUCUUUCUAGUUCGUUCAUAGGCUCGGCUCUGCGGGAUGAAGCCUCGAGGCUGGGCGUCCCUGUGGCAGUGCUGUCCAGCCGGAUGGUAGCCUCCAGCGUCGCGCAGAUCUGUGUGUCUGGUGGCGAGCCCUCGCACGGAGUGCUGCUGAACACGGAGCAAAGGAAGAAACUGUCUUCCUUGUUGGAGGUGGCUCAGUAUUUAUUAGCACACAGUAUGUUUUCCCGUCUCUCCUUCUGUCAGGAGCUGUGGGAAGUACAGGAUUCUUCGUUGCUUGAAAUCAUGUGGCAUCUUCACGUAAAAAACGUUGUGAGCCUCCAAGAGCUGCUGGAAAGUCGUGCUGACACGCAGGCCACGGUGGCGUGGCUGUUCAGGAACCUGUGCCUUCUGUGUGAGCAGACGGAAGAGUCUCCGUGCAGCGACGUCGCCAGGGCUGUGCUUUCUGAUUUUGUCCAAAUGUUUGUUUUGAGAGGAUUUCAGAACAACCCAGAUCUCAGAAGAAAUGCGGAGCCUGAGCAGAUGGGCAAGCUCGCCGUUGCUGUGCUUCAGAGGAUGCUGAUCUUUGCUCUUGAGGCUCUGGCUGCUGGAGUGCAGGAUGCGUCCUCACAGCACAAGGUGGUGAAGUGCUGGUUCGGCGUGUUCUCUGGACACACGUACAGCAGCAUCAUGUCGACGGAUUCUCCUAAGAGAUUCUUCAGUCACACUCUGACUCAGGUGCUGACCCACAAGCCUGUGCUGAGAGUUUGUGAUGCUGUCCAAAUGCAGAAAGAGUGGAGCUUUGCGAAGACCCACCCUCUGCUCACCGGCCUCUACCGCAGGCUCUUUGCUAUGCUGAGUUCAGAGGAGCUGGUUGGCCACUUGCAAGAAGUUCUGGAAACACAUGAGGUGAACUGGCAGCAUGUGCUGACCUGUGUGUCCACACUGGUGAUCUGCUUACCCGAAGCGCAGCAGCUGGUUCAAGACUGGGUGGCCCGAUUGCUGGCCCGUGCGUUCGAGCACUGCGACCUGGACAGCAUGGUCACUGCGUUCCUGGUUGUGCGUCAGGCUGCGCUGGAGGGGCCGUCUGUGUUCCCAUCCUACACAGACUGGUUCCAGGCCUCGUUUGGGAGCUCGAGGGGCUACCAUGGCUGCAGCAAGAAGACACUGGUCUUCCUCUUCAAGUUCCUGUCAGACCUCGUGCCCUUUGAGGCUCCCCGGUACCUGCAGGCGCACAUUCUCCACCCGCCGCUGGUGCCGAGCAAGUACCGCUCCCUCCUCACAGACUAUGUCUCGCUGGCCAAGACGCGCCUGGCCGACCUGAAGGUGUCUGUGGAAAACAUGGGCCUCUACGAGGAUCUGGCUUCACCCGCGGACGUGACAGAGCCCCAGAGCCGAGCGCGCCAGGAUGUGGAGAAGGCCAUCGCGGUGUUCGAGCACACCGGGCGAGUCCCUGCCACGGUCAUGGAGGCCAGCAUCUUCAGGAGACCUUACUACAUGGCUCACUUUCUCCCUGCCCUCCUCACGCCUCGAGUGCUCCCGAAAACCCCUGAUUCCAGAGCGGCCUUGAUAGAGUCCCUGAGGAGAGCAGAUAAAAUUCCCCUGUCUCUGUACUCCACCUACUGCCAAGCCUGCUCCACUGCUGAAGAGAGGAAGCCAGAAAAUGCAGCCCCAGGAAUGAAGGUGGAGGCUGUCUGUGGGGAAGAGCCCUUGGGACCACUCGCGGCUGCGCUACGAGCACUCAGAGCUGCAAUGACAGACCCCACCCAGCAUGACGUCGUGGCUGCUCGAGUGGCAGUUGUUUCUGAGCAGCUUGGCUCUGCCUGGGGCCGUGCUGAGGAGGACGGCAGCCCCGGGGGAUGGCAGAUCCAGCUCAGUGUCCUCGCGCCGGGCCUGGAGCAACAAGAAGGGCAGGUUGCAGACCUCCUGCUGACAUGUUUCUGUCAGAACCUGAUUGUGGCUUCCAGCUCCGCCCCGCCCGCCAGGCAGGGCCCGUGGGCUUCUCGCUUAGUGUCAGCCAUGUGUGGACGCAGGCUCCUCCCCAUCGUGCUCACCAGGCUCUGCCAGCUGCUCCGUCACCAGGGCCCAAGCCUGAGUGGCUCCCACGUGCUGGGAUUGGCCGCCCUGGUCGUCCACCUGGCUGAGUCCGGGCCUGCGUGCCCUGUGGUGCCUGUGGGCCUUCCUGCCCCCGCUGAGGGCAUGUCCAUCGCAGAGUUCUUCAGCAGCCUCCUGACGUUUAGGACCUCGGAGACCUUGCUCUUCUGCCUGAAAUUUUGUACAGCGGUGAUUUCGUACUCUCUGUGUAAGUUUUCUUCCUCAUCACAAGAUACUGUGUGCAGCUGCUUGUCUCCAGGCCUCGUGAAGAAGUUUCAGUUCAUCGUAUUCAGACUGUUCUCAGAAGCCCGAGAUCCCGUCUGUCAGGAGGACACGGCCGGCCCUCCCUGGAGGCCCCUGUUCCAGCCCUCCGCAGACUGGCAGCAAGCCGCCCUCCGGCUGUGGAGACAGAGGCCCUUCCAGGAGCUGCUGAAGGAGAAAGAAUUUCAUUUAACUUACAGAGACUGGUUACAGCUGGAACUAGAAAUUCAACCUGAGGCCGAUUGUCUUUCAGAUACAGAAAGGUGGGACUUCCACCAGUGGGCGAUCCACGAGCACUUCCUCCCCAAGCCGUCUGCUGCGGGGGGCUGCGACGGGGACCUGGAGGCAGCAUGCACACUUCUCGUCGACGUGCUGAUAGACUUCUGCCAAAGUUCGAGAAGUUACAGCUACUCAGAGAAUUCGGAUUUGGUUCUCAGUGGCUGCACAGGAAAUCGGGAUAUUUUUUCCAGACUGCAGGAGAUGGCUGCUGGUCUGGAGCAGGGCCCGGUGGCUCCCCCGGGUCACUCUCCUCCGCGGGGGCACUUCCUCUUCGCCGUUUUCCGCAGACGGCUCCAGGCUCUGGCUCGUGGGUGGGAUGUGGCCACGCGACUGCAGAGGCAGCGGGAGCUGCUCGUGUACAAACGGAUCCUCCUCGGUCUGUCCCCGUCUGUUGUCGUCGGCAGCCCCCAAGCCAGACAGCCGACCGCCCCUGACUGCACGGAGUUCUUCCACUUGGUCAACUCGGAGCUGAGAAACUUCUCCCACGGAAGUGCCCUGACCCAUGACCUCACCGUUCACUUCUUCAGGGGGCUCCUCACUGCCUGUUCACAAAGCAGAGACCCCUCCCUGACAGCAGACCUGGUCCUGACCACGUGCCAGACCGAGUGCCCCCUAGUCCUGACCUCUGCUCUGUUGUGGUGGCCACGUCUGGAGCCCGAACUGCGUAGUCGGUGGGGGAGAUGCCCCCGGGGCCCCCUGCCCCAGGAGCUGCAGCGGCUGUGCGAGGCCCAGCGGUUUGGCAGGAGCUGCCUCUCCCCGGACCCGGCGUCCCCUGCACCGGGCCCGGCCUGGCUGUCGGCUGCCGCGCUCUACUUCGCACUCCAGCGAGCCGGGAGGGACCGCGCCAAGAGCCACCUGCAGCGGCUGGGCUGCCACGGAGAGGAGCUGUUGGUUUCCCUGUUUUUCUUUUCCUUGAUGGGCCUGCUUUCGUCAUACCUGACCCCACGGGGAAGACCUCGGCAGGCUGUCGACACCCUAACGGCUUUGGACAUCUGUGCUGAGAUCCUGGGGUGUCUGCAGACGAAGCGGGUCUCCUGGCUGCUGCUCUUUCAGUUGACGGAGACAGCUGGCGGCCUGGGGCACGUCCUCCUGCGCCUGGCCCCAGAUCAGUACAUCCGACUGCUGCCGUUCGCCUUCUACAGCCUGCUCUCCUGCUUUGACGAAGACACCCUCACCAGGGAGGACGCCUUCCUGCAUGUUGCUGUCGACAUGUACCUAAAGCUGAUCUGUCUCUUCGUGGCUGGGGAAACGAGUGCAAUCUCUGCCGGAGCCAGCGGGAGCCGCGAGCCCCAGGGCCAGGGUGACCCUGUAGGCCUGAUAACAGAGGCUCGUCGUUUUCUGCUGCAGUCAAUACCGAGAUGCCCAAAAGAGAGCUUCUCCAACAUGGCGGAGGUAACAGCCAGACACUCACUUUGGUGUGUGUGUUCAAGUGCAAACGAGAGUGCGGUCCCUCCACUGAAAGGACCCAGGGGUGUGGCACUUGUGCUGUGGCCACUUACCUGCCAGGCUGUGGCUGCCAGCUGCCGUCCCCAGGUGUCUGGGGGCGGCACUCAGCUGAGCACAGUUGGUUUCUUGCAGCUGCUGGCCACCAGCACAGACUGUGACCCGGACGUGAGGGCCGCCCUCCUGAGCAGACAGCAGGCCGGGCCCGGCACUGACCUCUACCAGGAGCCCCAUCUCUUUUGACUGGACCCUGCGUGGUGCACAGC
This is a messenger RNA of Hyaena hyaena (striped hyena), 4571 nucleotides long. It is a transcript of the gene FANCA, whose product is annotated as FA complementation group A. Lineage: Eukaryota; Metazoa; Chordata; Mammalia; Carnivora; Hyaenidae. Gene Ontology annotation, cellular component: Fanconi anaemia nuclear complex. Gene Ontology annotation, biological process: regulation of regulatory T cell differentiation; interstrand cross-link repair. The record is from RefSeq and is a predicted model, not a curated record.